AUGGGAAACCGUAUAGAAGACAUGAUUCGCGAUCUAGGACAAGACGGAUUUCAACAAGCACAUGCUCCUUUGUAUGACAAAAUAGAAAAUGAUUCGAAGAUGCCUUUGUAUCCAGGGUGCACAGCUUUCACAAGGUCGUCAGCGGUAUUAGCUAUGGUCAACUUGAAGGCACGAUUCGGCUGGAGUGAUAAAAGCUUCACGGAAUUGCUGAAAAUCCAUGCAUGUCCAAAUGAUUGCAUUUUGUACAGAAAUGAGUUUGCAGAGAUGCGCAAUUGCCCUACAUAUGGUGUAUCAAGCUACAAGCCCAACACUGACGACUUGAUUGAUGAUAUUUCCCCUAAUAACACUCGUCCAACAAAGUUUGAUUCCUUGUAUCCUGAUUUUGGGAAUGAGCCUAGAAAUCUAAGGGUUGCUCUUGCUUCGGAUGGAAUGAAUCCAUUUGGUAACUUAAGUACCAAUCACAGUUUAUGGCCUGUUUUGCUCAUGAUUUACAACCUCCCUCCUUGGUUGUGCAUGAAGCGAAAAUACAUAAUGCUCAGCAUGAUGAUAGCGGGUCCAAGACAGCCAGGGAAUGAUAUUGACAUGUAUGUUGCUCCAUUGAUCGAAGACCUGAGGAAAUUAUGGGAAGACGGGGUUGAUGUCUGGGAUGGUUAUUUGCAGGAGACUUUUACGUUGCGUGCAAUGUUUUUUUGCACCAUAAAUGACUAUCCAGCAUAUGGCAACUUAAGUGGAUACAGUGUGAAAGGCCAUUAUGCAUGUCCUGUAUGUGAGAAAAGUACUGCCUUCGUCCAACUAAAACAUGGAAAGAAGACUGUACACACAAGGCAUCGAAGAUUUCUAAAACAGUAUCAUCUGUAUCGGUGUCUGAAAAAAGCUUUUAAUGGAUCUCAGGAACACAAAACUGCGCCGAAACCAUUACAGGGCAAAGAAGUUUAUGAUCGCGUGAAGGACAUCAUAAAUAUCUUUGACGUGAUGCACGUGGAGAAAAAUGAUUGUGAUAGUUUAAUUGACACCCUUCUUAACAUUAAAGGCAAAACAAAGGAUGGUUUGAAGUGUCGUCAGGACUUGGUUGAAAUAGAGAUUCAGGGAAUCUUGCCUGUCAAAGUUCAGGUUGCCAUAACACGACUGUGUUUUGUUUUUAAUGCUAUUUGUAGAAAAGUCAUUGACCCAGCAAGAUUGGAUGAGUUGGAGGAGGAGGCUGCCAUUGUCCUUUGUCAAAUGGAGAUGUAUUUUCCUCCAUCAUUUUUUGACAUAAUGGUGCAUUUAAUUGUUCAUGUAGUGGAGGAGAUCAGAAUGUGUGGGCCUGUUUUCCUACAGUGGAUGUAUCCAAUUGAAUGUUACAUGAAAGUGUUAAAGGGGUAUACGAAGAAUCUACACCGACCCGAAGCUUUGAUUAUCGAAAGGUAUGUUGCUGAAGAGUGUAUUGAGUUUUGCUCCCAAUACAUUGAAUGUGCUCAACCCGUCGGCCUUCUCGAAAGUCAUCAUGGUCGGACACUGGGGGAUAAGGGUACACGAGGAUUCAAUGUUAUCACAAUGACUCGACAUGAAGUCUCACAAGCGCAUCUUUAUGUAUUAAACAAUACAGCAGAGGUCAUUCCAUACAUUGAUGCUCACAAAAAAAAACUCACUGAAAUGAACCCAAAAAGGAACAUGAGGAGGAUUUUGCAAGAGCAUAAUAAAGCUUUCAUUAACUGGUUCAGGGAAACUAUAUUUGCUGACGACGGCACCUCCGUGACUUUAAGAUUGUUAGCUGUUGGGCCAAAUCUAAAUGUACCUACUUGGAAAGGGUAUGAUAUCAACAAUUAUUCAUUAUACACAAAGUCAGCAGAUGACAAAAGCGCAAUGCAGAACAGUCGUGUGACUGUUGAUGCUGACUCCGAUCACUUUUCUAGUGCAUCAGACAACAAUCCAAUUUGA
Molecule: messenger RNA, 1917 nt
Organism: Glycine soja
Lineage: Eukaryota; Viridiplantae; Streptophyta; Magnoliopsida; Fabales; Fabaceae
Exons: 5
Coding region: 1-1917 (638 amino acids)
Source: RefSeq, a predicted model, not a curated record